This is a messenger RNA of Nymphaea colorata (pocket water lily), 1993 nucleotides long. RefSeq lists its product as uncharacterized. The record is from RefSeq and is a predicted model, not a curated record. The transcript is spliced from 5 exons. The coding region runs from base 569 to 1753 and encodes 394 amino acids. NCBI's taxonomy places the organism in Eukaryota, Viridiplantae, Streptophyta, Magnoliopsida, Nymphaeales, Nymphaeaceae.
GCGAAGGAUAAGUCCGCAAAAAAGCUUUCCGACAUCUCCAAUCUUGCCAAGAGUUCGAAGUCGGGCAAGAAGGAGAGCGAAAAGAGCGGCAAUCAAACUGAGCGCCUUUUCCAUACCGACUUGACAAAUCUCAUUCAUCAGGCUUUAGGGCCUACAUCCAAGGGCAAGCAGUAAAGAAUUUCUCGUUAUCUUCAAUGUAAACUAGAGAGUUACACAAGAAAUUUAGUGCCAUCAAGGACUAGCACCCAACGGCUAUUACAUGAAUUAAGGCAAACAGUUACAGGAGGACUUGCAAUCUUGAGAGGAAGGCUAUGUUGCUGAGUCUGCAUGAAUUUCCUUCUUUAGAAAAUGAAAAUUGAGAUGAGAUGGACCGUAUAUGGAGAUUAACAUUCUUCUCAUGGGCUGAUUGCUGCAAAGAAUAUUUCUGAACACGAUGUAAAAUUCUGAGAUUGAUGUUCUUCAGGUUCGUGCUAACAAGCUGAAGACAACUAGUAGUUUAAGAAGCCAUGAAAUUGAGUCCUUUAAGCGUGUACUAUCUGAUGUGCAUGCUUCUUUACAGCCAUGGCUUAUGAGAUUCCAAGUGCCAUUCCUGAAACAAGAUAUAUCUUCAUGCAACCAAUCUAUACCACAGCUAACGGGAACUUUGUCCUGCAAAGAAAAUGAUAAUACCAGUUCACCCACAAGACCACAAGAAUUUGGUGCAGGAACAUCAAUUUCUCCUUCACCACUUGUAGCCUGGCAUGCAGAAUACCAAGCUGAGAAUGGGAGACAACUAUUUCUGCUGACACCCCUGCCAAAAGCAAAAGUUAUGUCAGUCAAACGCCAAGAUUGCUUGGCAUCUACACUGAAGUAUCACAGUAAGAUUGGCCCUUCUACCAAUCAAUUGUCUAUUCCUGAAAAUUGCCAAGAUGAUCGAUCCCAAAGGGUAGCUGCUGCAAAAGGGGAAGCGGUCCAUGGUAUGGUUGAAAAGGUAGCAACAGAUCCUGAGAAGGCAUUGGAUAGUAUUUCUGAUUCUGCUUUCAUGAAGGCAAACUCUUCACAAUCUGGUGUUCGAUUGAAAUCGAAGCUCUUGAGUAAUCAGAAAUGCAGUAAUGCAACUUUUCUCAUGACACCUUGUUUGAAAAUGUCUCCACCAAAAACAUGCUUGUUACUGGAACAAAUCUCUGAAAAUUGUGAAACAGAACAAAACAAUCCUCCUGAGAUUACUCCAAUUACUGUUAGAGUUCUUCAUUUUGAUGAAACUCACUCAGUUGAGCAAUCUAAGGGAGAUAUUUCAAAGAUCUUGGCUUCGAGGUACCCCACAAUGUUUCAAUUGGCAAGGCCCAGUAAGACAGUAUGCCUGAAGCAAGAACUUGAAGCUUCUCCUGAAAAUCUUAUCUCACCUCCUAAAACUUGUAUCCUACUGGCACCAUCGCCAUCUGUCAAUAGAACCCCGGUCAUUGAUGAUGUUGCCAACCAGAAAGCGGUCAUGAGCGUCUCAACUUCUGAAAUAAAUGAGGAAGAUGAUGGUCAAGUUCAAUUUUGUGAAGAGUUACUUCAUGAUGCUACCACAAAUAUGGCAGUUCCAGAAUGCACUCCAAGGAGCUUGGGAAAAGCAAGAAACACUGGUAAAGCACCUGGUGAGCAGACACUUAAAAGGGAAUUAUGGACUAAAUUUGAAGCAAUCUCUGUUCAUUCUUCAAAGUUAAAUUGUUCAGCUGACACGAUUCCAACAAAGUUCCUCCAUAGACUGGAAGAGGCCUCUGAGGAGUAGUCUCUUGUGUCUAAAACAGAAGAUACCCAUUUGUAUGUUUGAACUUCUGCUUCUGUUGACUGAUGUAGAAACUGGAUAUCGGGUACACAUUUUUGUACGCAUUUGUGGCCUUAGGUUUACUUGCUCCUAAGUAGUUCCAUCUUUUGCAUAUCUCUAAGCAGCAGAUGUAUUACUGCGAUGUUGUUGUAGUUGAUAUCAGAUGUUACAUAUCUGCGUCUAAUGGCAGCUGCAGUUUAACUA